AAAGUCAGUUUGACUCAAAGAAAAAGUUCAAAGGAGGAAAUAGGAAGUCAGUCUCGAAUGUCAACACAACAAACAAAGCACAAAGAAGAGGAACUGACAGAAAAUUUAAGACAAUGGCGGGUAUUAAAGCACUGGUUGGGUUGUCCUUCAGUGGAGCCAUUGGCUUGACACUCCUCCUGUUGAGCUGUGCUUUGGAGCAAUAUGGGGUGUACUGGCCCCUCUUCGUCCUUUUCUUCUAUGUACUCGCUCCUAUCCCCACCUUUAUAUCCAGAAGGCUCAGUGAUGACAGUGAUGUGGCCAGCAACGCAUGCAGAGAGCUGGCAUACUUCUUGACUACGGGAAUUGUGGUAUCUGCGUUCGCGCUUCCCAUCAUAAUGGCCCGGCGUGCAGUAAUCCAGUUGGGGGCCUGUGGCCUGGUGAUGGCCGGCAACAUUGUCAUCUUCCUCACCAUCCUUGGCUUCUUCCUGGGGUUUGGAGGGGGAGACGACUUCAGCUAGGAGCAGUGAUAGACCGUCUGUGAAUCUCUGGCCAAACAGAGCCACAAUCCCAAAUGGACCCCUAGACCCUAUGCACUUGUGGAGAUCUGAGAGGAUUUGACAGGUGUAAGUAAUAUGGUAAUAGCUCCAUCUUGCCCUCUGAUAGGCUUGCUAGGUGGAAGUUUCACCAUAUUGCUUAUACCAGUCAAAUGUUCUCUAAUCUCCACAAGUGCAUGCGGUGUAGGAUCCAGGGGUCGAUUUGAGAUUAGGCAAUGUGAAGACUGGAUAGGUAUAAGCAUGUGGUGAAAUAUCACCAAGGGAAGAGUGGUUGUUUCUGGACCCACCUCUCUACAAUUGUAAUUGUAAUUGUAAUUGUAAUUGUAAUUAUGUAUGUAUGUAUGUAUGUAUGUAUGUAUGUAUGUAAUACAAAACUAUAGUUUGUUAACACGAAAUUU
This is a messenger RNA of Oncorhynchus kisutch (coho salmon), 931 nucleotides long. Its product is annotated as leptin receptor gene-related protein-like. NCBI's taxonomy places the organism in Eukaryota, Metazoa, Chordata, Actinopteri, Salmoniformes, Salmonidae. Gene Ontology annotation, cellular component: endosome. Gene Ontology annotation, biological process: negative regulation of growth hormone receptor signaling pathway; late endosome to vacuole transport via multivesicular body sorting pathway. The transcript is spliced from 4 exons. The record is from RefSeq and is a predicted model, not a curated record. The coding region runs from base 114 to 497 and encodes 127 amino acids.